AUGUCGACUCCGGCUGGCCCAAAAAUCACCGUGCUUUACUUCGCAGCAGCCUCUACAACAAUUGGAAGAACUUCUGAAGAGAUACCCAUCCCGAAUGGGGGGUUGAAGCUCGCGGUUCUGGGCCAGUUACUGGUAUCGCAUUAUCCUAACACGGAUCUCAAGAAGAUCCUAGAAACCAGCCAAUGGAGCGUCGACUGCGAAAUGGUUGAAGAUCCGGAUACUCUCAAAAGAACGAAUUCAUCGGUUGCCGAGGAGCUGAAGAGUGUGCAACCCUUCGAUCCAUCGGUCUUGAGCUUGAGGCCCUUAGGUCCUGAUGAUUUCUUUGGCCGCAUACAGCGAUCUUGUGUUGCUUACACCGCUGCUCCACCUCGUAAACUUGACCCAACCAGCAGCACUGGUACCCUGGCAUUCGGCGGCUGA
Cyclocybe aegerita is the source of this 420-nucleotide messenger RNA. Lineage: Eukaryota; Fungi; Basidiomycota; Agaricomycetes; Agaricales; Hemipholiotaceae. The record is from the annotation of a GenBank genome assembly.